AUGAAACUCUGGAGUUUGUUUAGCUUUCUUUUAUUGAUCUUGGACUGGAGACCAACCAGUUCAGAAAUUUGUGGCAGUAUGGAGAUCAUGACCAGUCCGGUGAACCUGAGCUCUCUGGAGAACUGCACCGUGAUCGAGGGCCACCUGAAGAUCCUGCUGAUGUUCAACACCCAGAAGGAGGAUUUCCAGGAGCUGAGCUUCCCCCGGCUGACGGUGGUGACCGAUUACCUGCUGCUGUUCCGCGUCCACGGCCUGGAGAGCCUGAGCGCCCUGUUCCCCAACCUCAGCGUCAUCCGCGGGAACAACCUGCUCUUCAACUUCGCCCUGGUCGUCUUCGAGAUGCUGCAUCUGAAGGAGAUCGGCCUGCACAGCCUGACCCACAUCAGCCGCGGCGCCGUGCGGGUGGAGAAGAACCCCAACCUGUGCUACCUGGCCACGCUGGACUGGUCCCUGAUCCUGGACUCUGUGGAGGAUAACUACAUCCUGGCUAACAGGAACGAGGACGAGUGCGGAGACGUCUGUCCCGGGAUGGCCAAGGGCAAGAUCGUCUGUCCUCAGACCACCAUCAACGACCAGUUCGGACAGAGAUGCUGGACGCUCAAACACUGCCAGAGGAUGUGCCCGUCCUCGUGUAAGACCCGUGCCUGUACCCCCGACGGCCAGUGCUGCCACCCUCAGUGUCUGGGAGGGUGCGUGAAGCCGGACUCGGCGAGCCAGUGCGUGGGGUGUCGACACUACCUGCAUUCGGGGGCGUGUGUGGAGGCGUGCCCGCCCGGAUACUACGCCUUUAAGGGGUGGCGCUGUGUGAGCCUGGCGUUCUGUCAGAGCCUGCACGCUCAGUGCGCCAACCAGAAACAGCGGCAGGACUGCAGCUCCUAUGUCAUCCACCAGGGGGCGUGUGUAUCCGAGUGCCCAGCAGGAUACACUACUGCUAAUUCCACCUCGUUGAUGUGUACGCUGUGUCGGGGGAUGUGUCCUAAAGUGUGUGUGGGGGUGAAGACGGUGGACUCGGUGACGUUGGGUCAGGAGCUGCGCGGGUGCACGCUGCUCAACGGCAGCCUGGUCAUCAACAUCCGAGGAGGAAACAACAUCGCAGCAGAACUGGAAGCUAACCUGGGGCAGUUGGAGGAGAUCACGGGGUACCUGACGGUCCGGCGCUCCUACGCUCUGGUCUCUCUGUCCUUCCUGAGGAAGCUGAGGCUGAUCCGUGGAGAGACCCUGGAAAUGGGGAACUACUCCUUCUACGCUCUGGAUAACCAGAACCUCCGGCAGCUCUGGGACUGGAGCAAACACAACCUCACCAUCGGACACGGACGCAUGUUCUUCCAACACAACUCCAAACUGUGCAUGAGCCAGAUCAGGAGGAUGGAGGAGAUCACCGGCACCAAUAACCGGCAGGAGAAGAUCGACAUCGCCGUCAAAACCAACGGAGACCAGGCCUCAUGUGAGACUCAGGUGCUGAAGUUCACCACCAUCCGAACCCUCUUCGAUAAAAUCCUCAUCAAAUGGGAACCGUUCUGGCCUCCAGAUUUCAGAGACCUGCUGGGGUUCAUGGUUCUCUAUAAGGAAGCCCCGUACAGGAACGUGACGGAGUUCGACGGGCAGGACGCGUGCGGAUCUAACAGUUGGGUGAUAGCGGACGUGGACCCCCCUCAGCGCUCCAGCGACGGGCGACAGCACGCCGAGCCCGGCUUCCUCAUCCUGGGACUGAAGCCCUGGACUCAGUACGCCGUCAUGGUUAGAGCGCAGCUCUCCGCCUCCGACGAGCACCCGGUCCAGGGCGCCAAGAGUGACAUCAUCUACGUCCGUACCAACGCCACCAAACCGUCGGUGCCGCUGGAUCCCAUCUCGUCCUCCAACUCGUCCUCGCAGAUCAUCCUGAAGUGGAGACCCCCCAACGACCCCAACGGGAACGUCACGCACUACGUGGUGUUUUGCCAACAGCAGCCGGAAUCCGAGCUCAAGCUGGACUACUGCCAGAAAGGAAUGAAGCAGGUCACCCAGGUUCCCUCUCAGAGCACCGAGGACCAGAAGAAGAACCAGACGGAGGAUUCGGGGAAGAGGAAGAACUGCUGCACCUGCCCCAAAUCUGAGAAGCAGCUGAGGAAGGAGGCGGAGGAGAGCGAGUACCGCAAGACCUUCGAGAACUACCUGCACAACGAGGUCUUCAGGAUCAGACCAACCCGUCAGCGCAGGUCCCUCGUGGGCGUGGCCAACGGAACAGUCUCGUAUCAGGUGACCACACCCGCUCCCACGCCCACCCUGAGCCCCGAGGACGAGGCGGAGUCUAAUAAAGUGACUCAGGUGGUGUACGGGCGGGAAACCACCGUCAUCUCCAACCUGGUUCAUUUCACCACCUACCAGAUCGAGAUCCACGCCUGUAACCACGCCACCGAUCCUGAGCGCUGCAGCAUGGCCGCCUACGUCACCGCCCGCACCAUGCCCGAGGAUCACGCGGACGAUGUAGACGGACCGAUUCAUUUUGACGUGAACGAAUAUUCGGUGCAGAUCAAGUGGGCGGAGCCGAGAGCCCCGAAUGGCGUGAUCUACCUGUACGAGGUGAACUACAAGAAACUGGGAGACACCGAGGAACUACAUCACUGUGUGUCCAGGAAGAACUACAUUACAGAUGGAGGCUGCAGGUUGAGAGUGGUGCAUUCUGGGAAUUACUCGGUACGUGUCAGAGCCACGUCACUGGCAGGAAACGGAUCCUGGACUGAACCCGCGUACUUCUACGUUAAAGAUCUACGUGUGGACGCGUCCAACAUGUUGAAGAUCAUCAUCGGGCCGGUGGUGUGUAUAAUCCUGCUGCUCCUGAUGGGAACUGCUGGUUUUAUCUACUUCAAAAGGAAGCGAAUGGAGGGGCCGACGGGGGUCCUGUACACCUCACCAAACCCCGAAUAUUUUAACCCAGAUGAAGUCUACGUACCUGAUGAAUGGGAGGUGGCGAGGGAGAAGAUCAGCCUGCUGCGUGAGCUGGGUCAGGGUUCGUUCGGGAUGGUGUACGAGGGCGCGGCCCGUGACAUCAUCAAGGGCGAGUCCCAGACGCGGGUGGCGGUGAAGACGGUGAACGACGCGGCCAGCCUGCGCGAGAGAAUCGAGUUCCUCAACGAGGCGUCCGUCAUGAAGUCCUUCAGCUGCCACCACGUGGUGAGGCUGUUGGGUGUGGUCUCUAAGGGACAGCCCACCCUGGUGGUGAUGGAGCUGAUGACUCAUGGGGAUCUGAAGAGCUACCUGCGCUGUCUCCGCCCGGAUUCUGAGAACAACCCCGGCCGCCCUCCCCCGACGUUGAGAGAGAUGAUUCAGAUGGCGGCGGAGAUCGCAGACGGCAUGGCGUAUCUCAACGCUAAAAAGUUCGUACACAGAGACCUGGCGGCCCGGAACUGCAUGGUGGCUGAAGAUUACACCGUCAAGAUCGGAGAUUUCGGGAUGACGAGGGACAUCUACGAGACGGAUUAUUACAGGAAGGGAGGGAAGGGACUACUUCCUGUCCGAUGGAUGGCACCCGAGUCUCUGAAGGACGGCGUGUUCACGGGAUUCUCGGACUGCUGGUCGUUCGGGGUGGUCCUAUGGGAGAUCAGUACUCUGGCCGAACAGCCCUAUCAGGGUCUCUCUAACGAGCAGGUGCUGAAGUUCGUUAUGGACGGAGGAACGCUGGACCGAGUGGAGAACUGUCCCGAGCGACUACACGCCCUGAUGUCGAUGUGCUGGCAGUACAACCCGAAAAUGCGCCCCACGUUCCCGGAGAUCAUCGAGAUGCUGAAGGACGACCUGCACCCCUCCUUCCAGCAGAACUCCUUCUACCACAGCGAGGAGAACCGCCGGGCCCCGGAGCCCGAGGAGUUCGACACGGACACGGAGAACAUGGAGAACAUCCCGCUCUCGUCCAGCUCCCAGGACCGCGCCCGCGAGCACGAGGGGACGUACGAGGGGCGCGCCCCGUACACACACACUAACGGGGGGAGGGACAACGGACGGGUUCUGCCCCGCCCCCGAUCCGGCCCCUCCUAAUACUCGGAGCGGAACCGGAACCCUGACUGGUUUUCCAGCGCCACGAGGUUUUAUCGCGUCCAGUAUUUCCGUGACCCCGCCCCCC
Molecule: messenger RNA, 4096 nt
Organism: Trichomycterus rosablanca
Lineage: Eukaryota; Metazoa; Chordata; Actinopteri; Siluriformes; Trichomycteridae
Gene: insra
Product: insulin receptor a
Exons: 21
Coding region: 1-4011 (1336 amino acids)
Biological process (GO): glucose homeostasis; protein autophosphorylation; positive regulation of kinase activity
Cellular component (GO): insulin receptor complex; plasma membrane; axon
Molecular function (GO): ATP binding; insulin receptor activity; insulin receptor substrate binding
Source: RefSeq, a predicted model, not a curated record